AUGGUUGUUCCUCAAGCUAAAGUACCGGAUGUUCUACAGCUGUAUCAUAAUGGUUGUUCAGGAGGCUAUCUGGGGAUUAAACGAACUGUAGUGAAGAUCCCAGAACGGUUUUACUGGGUGAACUGUCGUGAUGAUGUCAAGGACUGGUGUCAUCGCAAAGGUAUAAGAUGUGUGGCAGUAAAAGGACCUCAGACUCGUAGUAGAGGUGCAUUGAAAUUGUACAAUGUUGGUGCACCAUGGGAGAGGAUAACCCUUGAUGUUCUGGGGCCAUUUCCGGAAAGUGAAAGUAGUAAAAAGUAUUCCAUGGUAUGUGAUCGAUUACUUCACAAAUUAGGCAGAAGCCUUCGCCAUUUAAAAUGA
Parnassius mnemosyne (clouded apollo) is the source of this 360-nucleotide messenger RNA. Lineage: Eukaryota; Metazoa; Arthropoda; Insecta; Lepidoptera; Papilionidae. The record is from the annotation of a GenBank genome assembly.